CAUGGGCCAACGUCGGCCGUCGCUUCACUGCUUUUGCUCCAGAUGCUAGCUCCAGCUUCUGCGGUAUAUAUACGCGUCUCAUCGUGCCCUUUAAAAACUUGAGACACAAUUGCUUAUUGCCCUGCACCAUGACCGACCCCAUCUUGAACGACAUCUCCCACAGGCGCUUCAACCUCUUGCGGGGAAGUUGGAUACUCGUCUCCCCCCACCGCACCAAGCGGCCAUGGCAAGGCAUGCAGGAGUCGCCAUCCUUGACUACUCUCCCUGAAUACGACGAGAAAUGCUACCUAUGUCCUGGAAACACGCGCGCAAAUGGCGAGCACAAUCCCAAAUUCGACAACACUUACGUCUUUGUCAACGACUACAGCGCCGUCAUGGAACAGCAGGAAGAGUAUCACUCCACCAAAAAGGACGGCUCCCUGGCUUCUCGACUACUCCUCGCCGAAUCCGUAACCGGAAAAUGCUAUGUCAUUUGCUUCUCGCCAUCUCACAAUUUGACUCUCGCGGAUAUGACACCAGCCCAGAUCGUGCCUAUCCUGGAAACCUGGACCAACAUAUACUCAGCCCAUCUGGAUCCAAAGUCACCGCUUGCCAAGCUCGCUGCUGCCACGACAAUACCACCACUAUCCCAAGGCGACCUAACCAAACCAAACGCCCAGUACAGGUACAUGCAAAUAUUCGAGAACAAGGGCUCUGCCAUGGGCUGCUCGAAUCCCCAUCCCCACGGCCAGGUCUGGACUACAACAUCACUCCCCGAAGAGCCUGCCAUCGAGCUCCAGGAAAUGACAAAAUACCGCCGCGAACAAGGCGGCUGCCAUCUGCUCGUCGACUACGCGGAGCUCGAGUCGAAAGAGAAGGUGCGAACCGUGUUCGAGAACGAGGGGUUCUGGGCCGGGAUCCCAUACUGGGGGGUCUGGCCAUACGAGAUCCUCCUCAUCAGCAAGCAGCACAAGCGAUCGCUAGUCGAUUUCACAAAGGAAGAGCGAGCACAGCUAGCAGAAUGCAUCGCAGAGAUUACAAGGCGGUAUGAUAAUCUGUUUGAAACGCAGUUUCCGUACAGCAUGGGUGUCCACCAGGCUCCGCUCCAGGGCACACCGGAAGAAUUCGAAUCCAGCCAUUUCCAUAUCCACUUCUACCCGCCGCUGCUUCGCAGUGCUACGGUCCGCAAGUUCCAGGUCGGCUACGAGAUGCUAGCUGAGCCGCAGCGUGACAUUACGCCUGAGCAGGCUGCAGAGCGCUUGCGAGGCUGUGGCGGCGAGUUGUACCGCAAGAAGCUGACUGACAAACCUUAUACGAAUGGGGCAAAUGGGGCAAAUGGGGCGAACGGCGUGAAUGGGGUGAAUGGUCAUCACGAAGCGUAAAGUCGCGUCUGAGAUGGGAGGCUGAAACUGGCUUCUGAACAACUUCACUUCGACGUCGACGGUUUGGCGAGAUUAGCAUUGGUGUAGCAGCGGAAAGGGCAGGCCUGUAUGCGGAAACGAUACCCAGCGUGUACUGGAGAGGAGGGGGGCGUGGAGAGAAAGAGGUCAAAGCAUCACCCAACCACAGCAUGAUAAUGUUCUAGAAGUUAUUUCCACAGACAAUCCAUUUGAUUCACAGGACUACAAUAAACUCCCAUCAACUAGC
This is a messenger RNA of Dothidotthia symphoricarpi CBS 119687, 1626 nucleotides long. Its product is annotated as galactose-1-phosphate uridylyltransferase. The record is from RefSeq and is a predicted model, not a curated record. The coding region runs from base 129 to 1361 and encodes 410 amino acids. NCBI's taxonomy places the organism in Eukaryota, Fungi, Ascomycota, Dothideomycetes, Pleosporales, Dothidotthiaceae. Gene Ontology annotation, biological process: beta-D-galactose catabolic process via UDP-galactose, Leloir pathway. The transcript is spliced from 4 exons. Gene Ontology annotation, molecular function: zinc ion binding; UDP-glucose:hexose-1-phosphate uridylyltransferase activity. Gene Ontology annotation, cellular component: cytoplasm.